Messenger RNA from Camellia sinensis, 429 nucleotides. NCBI's taxonomy places the organism in Eukaryota, Viridiplantae, Streptophyta, Magnoliopsida, Ericales, Theaceae. The record is from RefSeq and is a predicted model, not a curated record.
UACGCACUAUAUCACUAUCUUAAUAUUUUUCUUUUGUACUUAUUUUUCUCUCCAGAAAAUGGAUAUGGGGCCGUGUCCGAAGGUGCACUCAUUGCAGCUAAGGAAAGAAUAUGAAGAAGCCAAAGCAAAAGGUCUCGAUAACUAUGAUAGGGACUUGGAGGAUGUUAUCGAUAGACUUAUUGUUGAGUGUGAUAGAAAAAUUACUAGAGCUCUCAAACGUCUUGAGGAUGAGGAUGCAAAAGCUGCUAUUGCAAUUUCCGUGACUGAGGUUACACAGACACCUGAGAUUAUUGAGUUAUCGAAACAGAUCAGGGAGAAGUUGAAAGAAGUUGAUCAAUAUGGUAAGUUCCUUUUGGAUUAAUGUACUUUUUCUACUUUAUCUUUUGAGAUUGAGAGGUAGGGUAUUUCUUGUUAUUCUAGUUUUCUAUG